GAAAAUAAUAAAACAAAAAACUUCUAAAAAAACGAAAGUGCAUUUCUCUUCCUCAUAUAGAUCUGCGUCUGCUCUCUUUCCGCGUCCGCCGUAUCAAAUCUCUUGCGAAGUCAGAAGCUAAACGUACACAAGUCUCUCGAGGGUUUUCAAUCUUAAGCUGAAUGGAGGGAUUUGGAGGUGAGGGUGCAGCAGCAUCGCCUGUAUCACAAAGGGCACAUGAAGCUUGGAGGAUGUAUCAGUAUUAUCUCGACAAGACUACUCCUCAUUCAGUUUAUAGAUGGAUUGGAACCCUUGUCAUAGCAGCUAUCUAUUGUCUUCGGGUUUAUUAUAUUCAGGGGUUCUACAUUAUUUCCUAUGCUCUUGGAAUUUACUUACUGAAUUUGUUAAUUGGAUUCUUGUCUCCUCUGGUUGAUCCUGAGAUUGAAAUUACUGAUGGACCAUUGUUGCCGACAAAAGGUUCAGAUGAGUUCAAGCCAUUUAUCCGCCGACUCCCUGAGUUUAAGUUCUGGUACUCCAUGACGAAGGCUUUCUGCAUAGCAUUUGUCAUGACAUUCUUUUCUAUGUUUGAUGUUCCUGUCUUUUGGCCUAUAUUACUCUGUUACUGGAUUGUUCUGUUUGUCCUUACGAUGAGGCGCCAAAUCUCACACAUGAUUAAAUACAAAUAUGUUCCGUUCAACAUUGGAAAGCAGAGGUACGGUGGGAAGAAGUCUUCAGCAGGUCCCAGUGGCUCCCGUGCAGACUGACGCAGCAGACCAGUUGUAGAGAACUGCUAGAAUGGGAAAAGGAUAAGGCGAUCCGGACAUUCCUUGUAAUUGAUUUUCAACUUGAGGGACCAUGCAUUUACUUUAUGGAUUUGGAAUACGUAAAGGUUAAAAAGAAAAAAAAAAAAAGAGUUCAUUUCCCUGGGUGAAGUGCUGAUUCUUCUGGAAAUGAAAAUUGGUUGUUAAUAGACAUAUCUUGUCAUUUAGUUUUGAGAUUGUUGGGAAUGUAAUAUGCAUUAAAUACAGUAUUAGUCGAGUCUCCAGUUCUUUUGGAUAUUAAUCAUGAAGAAUUCUCUCUGCUGAUCUCUAGAGUUAGGAAAAUUUACAUUCCAUAAGAUACUAAUGGCUUUGUUGUAAUUGAUGCUUGCAAGGUUAUUAAAGUGCAAAUUGCCCAUA
Messenger RNA from Carica papaya (papaya), 1157 nucleotides. RefSeq names its product protein RER1A-like. NCBI's taxonomy places the organism in Eukaryota, Viridiplantae, Streptophyta, Magnoliopsida, Brassicales, Caricaceae. Gene Ontology annotation, biological process: protein retention in ER lumen; retrograde vesicle-mediated transport, Golgi to endoplasmic reticulum. The record is from RefSeq and is a predicted model, not a curated record. Gene Ontology annotation, cellular component: Golgi membrane.